AUGGCGCUGCUCCUGCUGGGCCUGGUGCUGAGCCUGGCCUCGGCUCAGGAGUUCCACUCUGAGGAGAUUGUGGACCAGGACUUCAACAUGGCCAGGGUCGAGGGGUCCUGGUUCUUGAUAUCCUUGGCCUCCAACAACAUGACAAGGAUUGGGGUUACUGGAGACCUGCAACUCUAUAUCCGGGACAUCAAGUUCCUGGAUGGCAACCUCAAGUUCAGCUUCCGCUUCAUGCUGCAGGGGCAGUGUGAGCCCGUGACUGUGCUCUGCAAGAAGACCCAGAGAAAUGGAGAGUUCUCCAUUGCCUACGAGGGGGAGAACAAGGUGCUGGUCUUGGAGACCAACUACUGGAUGUACGUCAUCUUCUACCUGCGGAACAUCCAAAACGGCAUCGAGACCCGCGUGCUGGCUCUCUAUGGACGCAUCCCAACACUCAGCAGACCCUACCUGGACAGAUUUAAAAUGGCUUACAGCAAAUACGGGAUGCACCCAAGCAACGCCAUCGACAUGGCCCAGAAAGGCUUUUCUGGAACACAGAUCGAGCGUAUGGUGGCCAAGCUGCUCUGGACACUCUGGCCUGACUUCCUGCUGACCCUGAAGCCUGUGUUCCUUCAGCCCCCGGGCAUGGGUGCCCAGAGUCUUAACAUCAGGGCGCUUUCGCAAUGCAGUGGGCACCCGGCUGACUCCAAGGUUCUGUGGGAUGCCCCAGUGGACUGUUGA
This is a messenger RNA of Cavia porcellus (domestic guinea pig), 717 nucleotides long. RefSeq names its product lipocalin 9 (gene Lcn9). The coding region runs from base 1 to 717 and encodes 238 amino acids. The record is from RefSeq and is a predicted model, not a curated record. NCBI's taxonomy places the organism in Eukaryota, Metazoa, Chordata, Mammalia, Rodentia, Caviidae. The transcript is spliced from 8 exons. Gene Ontology annotation, molecular function: small molecule binding.